Oncorhynchus kisutch (coho salmon) is the source of this 10966-nucleotide messenger RNA. It is a transcript of the gene prdm2a, whose product is annotated as PR domain containing 2, with ZNF domain a. The coding region runs from base 579 to 5015 and encodes 1478 amino acids. Lineage: Eukaryota; Metazoa; Chordata; Actinopteri; Salmoniformes; Salmonidae. The record is from RefSeq and is a predicted model, not a curated record. The transcript is spliced from 4 exons.
AUGAUUAUCGGUGUGUUUUAGCUGUAUUGUUAGCUAACUGGCGAGUGGAAUGGGUCCGCAAUGAGCUUGCAGCCAAGUGACCUUUUGAGUUGAUAGCUACAGCUCGAGGUGUUCUCGUUAGCCAGCUUGGAAGUGCUAGCUAACCGUGACGUUGAUGCGACUAAUGUGCAGCUGAUGAUAUCUUACGUAGGGUAACCGUGUUGAAAUAAUUAGCUAGUUAGUAUGUCAAUAUCGGAAACCUGGUUUGUUUUGAAGAUCGGUAGUUAACGUUAAAGUGAUGCAGCAGGCAAUCCAACAAGAAUAUGUGGAUAGAGCAUUAUGAUAUGAAACUUGAUUUGGUAUCUAACUAUAGUUAUCUAUUCAUACAAUUAAGGCUGGUUUUUGGAUGAGGUAACAGUACAGCACAGGCUCUGCUAUGACAAGACAGAAGCCUGGUCAAAACAAGCAAAGUCAAAAAUGAUGCAGUGAACCGAUUCUGAAGAUGGUCUGAGCUGAGAGGUUCUCCCACCUGCCGAUCCCAACAAAAGUUUGCUGUGUCAGAGGACUCCAAAGAGAAGAGUACGCAGCUUCCCAAGGCCAUGGAAGACUCUCACACUUUAUACAUCUCAGAGUUGGGAGAUGAUGACAAUUUAGAGGAGGAGAUGGAGGAUAAGGAGCUUGAGGAAACUCACUGCAGUCUUUAUUUAAUGUCCAUGGAAAUGGAUGAGCUGGCAGAUUCAAACACAAGUUGCCAAAAACCGGAGGCCAAAGGCUCUGACCUGAAGCAGGAUUUAGGAUCGGUCUCCCAUUCAUCAACCCCUGAGCUCCCAGAGGAUCCUGACCAUGACCCUGAUGUAGAGCUCCAGGACUCAUUUCCCUGCCAAUUCUGUGAAAGAAAUUUUACCAGCAAGCAAGGCUUAGAACGUCACAUUCACAUCCACACCUUAGCUAACCACCACACACACAUAUUUAUGUGUAAGUACUGCAGCAAGUCCUUUGGCUCAAAAAUUGGCCGGCGACGGCAUGAGAGGAGACAUGAAAAUGCAAAGGCAAGGCCUGGAUCUUUAAUAAAGCCUGUGGAGCCUCCAAGUUCUGCCCUACAGCGCAACGGUCCAGAAUGUGUGUCUUCUCCCAGUAGCUCCAGUGCCUCUGUUUUGGCAGACAGAGAACAGGCGUCUACGUCAGAUGAACAUGGAGAAUUACAGGGUGGUCACACUUGCAAGUAUUGCAAAAAGGUUUUUAGCACGCAUACAAACAUGCGACGACAUCAGCGCAGGAUCCACGAGCGCCAUCUCCGGCUCAAAGGUAAGGAAGCCCCACUGUUGCAGGAAGCAAAACAUCCAAAGCUACCCCCUAUUAAAUCUCAACAGGAUACCAACAACACAAGCCAAGUAGCAGUUCUUGAGAUCGAAAGUGACCAAGAGGAGCAAUAUAUGCUGGAUAUCUCUGGUAACAUCUCUGAGAACCUCAGCUUUUAUAUAGAUGGGAAGAUUGUAUCAACAAGCACUGUCAGCGGAUGUGAGGUAGUUGAAGUGAACUCUGGAUCUGCUACUUUAGUCGGACUAAAUGCUGUGAUUAUUAAUCCUGCCCAGAUCAGUCAGGCUCUUAAAGUAGAGACUGCUACUCACACAGGAAAAGGGAUACCUGGUCAACCCUUGACAAAAAGGAGAACUGCCACACCACCUCUUCUACCCCAAAUCAAAACGGAACUAGAAUCGGAAGUUUUGUCCUCUUCUUCAUCAUCAAUUGUGUCAUCUUUGAUAGAAAGUCUCAUUCCUCAGAACACAGAGUCUACUAUCCUUCAGAGAGAGAGAACAGUUUAUCUGUCACCUAAGCUGAAACAGCUCUUACAGAUGCAAGAUGGCCUCAAACCCAGCUUUGCCCUGAUCACAGAAGGCCAGAAGCUGUGUUCACCACUUUCCCUGACUGUCCUCCCAGCAGGAUUGGGGAGGUUUAAAAGAAGGACCGGGUCUCCCCCAAACUCACCACAACAAAGCCCUAUGUCGAAUGUUGAAAGCACAACAACCGAUGUGGGUGUUUCUAUUGCUGUCAAUGCCCCAACGUCAGAGAGCCAAUGCAGUUCACCCGCAUGCAGUUUAUCCAGCAAUGAUGAGAGUGAGAUCUCCAACAGUCCACCAGUAAACGAUGCAAUGACAACUCGUGUCUUGCCAGAGGGAUGGUCCCCAAUGAGUGGGGGUUGUUCCUGCAACCAGCAACCUUUGGACCUCUCAAAUGCUGUCAAGAAAAGUGAAGACGAAGCCCUGCGGGAAGCUGUGUUGGACUUGAGUGUGCACAGAAAGAGUGCAGAUUCGGAAGCAAAGAGAAUUUUGGUUCCACAGCCCUUAAAUAAAAAGAGGAAGCCAAACACCAGCAUGUUGGAGAAGGUGCUGAUGAAUGAGUACGCAAACCUAGAGGUUGCUGCAGAGCAAGAAUUAAGUAUAUUAGAAAAUCAUGAUGCACCGUUAGUUACAGACUUUGCCAUAGUUACUGCUUCGGAUAUGUCACCUGCUACUGAAGGCGAGGUGUUCGGAUUAACUUUUCCUUCUGCAGCACUUAGUCCAUCCCCUUCCUCUCUAGCUUCAGUCCCCAGGCAAUCAAUCUCACCAUGCACCAUAGCACUUGCUUCCCCAUCUCCACAUCCAAUCUUACCCACUGCUCCGUCGCUAAUUACUGUUUUAGCACCACCAACAUCUUCCUCUAGCAAUUCCACAAAUCAACCUAUCCUUCAAGUAUUGGCCUCUAAGAUAUCUCCUAAUCCUUUAAUAAUCUGCACAGAAGAUUCAUUGAAUUCAGCUGAGUGUGAGUGGAGAGCUGCUUUGCCAGAUUGGGCUACCUCUAAUUCUGCAAGCCAACUUGCCAUCUCUAAACCCCUUGACCCAACUCUCAAUCUACAAGGGCAUGUGUUUCUCACAGAUCACACUUUAAAUCAAAUAGCUCUGAACACUACCACAGUUGAAUCCAACAUUGGAUUUGAAGUGCCAACAUGCUCUCCAGCUUUAACUCUAAACGAUUCCCUUAUCAACUCCUUUGACAUUACUAGUAAUACUGUUUUAAUUGAAUGCACAGUUGCUCUUGAAACCCCAGAGAACCUUGUCCCUACCACAAUUGAUUUCCAAGAGAAUAAUUUUGAAUCCACAGCACCUGCGCAAAUUGUCAUAAAUCAGCAGCAGCCUCUGUCCUUGCCUUAUGAAACCGUUGACCCUUCUAUUUUAGUAUCUUCUUUUGAGCAAUCGGUUACCCUUUCAACGCUGUCUGCAGUCAUAUCUGAAUGUCCAACUCGUCAAGAAUCCAUUUCCUCCCCUGUUCCUGCCAUUAUUAAAACGGAAUCAAACCAAAAGGUAGUAUCGGAGGACAUAUCUAUCUGCCCCUCUAAAACGCCACCUCCCUCUGAGGGCACAAGUCAAGUGGAAGAAUCCUCAAAUGAGACCCUCUCCAAGCUACAAGAGACUUUCACUAAGGAAUUCAUAUGCAAUGUAUGUGAUAAGCUUUUUCAUUCAAUGAAGGAACUGGGUCAUCAUGUAAGUGAGCAUUCUGAUGAAUGGCCAUACAAAUGUGAGUUCUGUGUGCUACUCUUUGGAAAGCCCACGGCAUUGCUUGAUCACAGGUCAACCCUCCAUGGCGUCGGCAAGAGCUAUGUUUGCUGCGCAUGUACAAAGGAAUUUGCUUAUCUUUGCAACCUGAAACAUCAUCAAAAGGAGUUGCACCCUGGCCGGGAAUGCAAAUACACAGAGGAAGAAAAUGGCAAGUUACGACCCCAGAACUAUAACAAUGCAACAAAAGGUAGCACAGAGGCUUUGUCCUACUGUGCCAUGGCGGAGUCCAAUAAACCUGUCAUAAAAGAUGAGGGAGAAUUAGAUGACGCUACUGAGGAACUCUUUACCACAAUAAAGAUAAUGGCUUCUGAGGGAGGCAAACCCAAAGGCCUGGAUGUUUGCCUUGGCAUCAACCAACACUAUCCCAGUUUUAAGCCGCCUCCGUUUCCAUAUCACAACCGGACACCUGUUGGCUCUGUAGCCUCAGCUACCAACUUCACCACCCACAACAUCCCACAAACCUUCAGCACUGCUAUCCGAUGCACUAAAUGUGGCAAAAGCUUUGAUAACAUGCCAGAGCUGCACAAACACAUUCUUGCCUGUGCAAAUGCCAGUGACAAAAGACGCUACACACCCAAUAAGAACCCCAUUCCUCUUCGUCACUUUGCAAAAGCCCAAAAUGGAGUACUGUCCUCUACUAAUUCCACAAAUGGCCAAAAUGCUCUACACACGGCAAGUCAAACAAAUCGUCCCAAACUCAAUCAGGAGCCACCUGCCAAGUUGAAGCUUAAUGCACUCAACAAAAGGAAAAAACAGCUGGUACAGAGGGCCAUUUCACAGAGGAGUAAGCCCACCUCUUUGACAAAGAAAACCUCUUCUCUAGGCGAUGAGGAGCAAGAGAUCUAUGUCUGUCCGCAUUGCAUUAGAGAAUUCACAUACCGCCGCAGCCGGACCAAGCACAUGGCCGUCUGCCCCAGGAAACCUGCUGCCAAAGAGGCCAAGAAAAGAAAAGAUGGCAGUAUCUCUUACACUAAGGAAAAUAACGGCCACCUUCGCAGAGAAGUCCUUCAUUUGGAAGAGAAAUCUGACCAUGAACAGAAAAGCAGAGCCCAUAGUUCAAGUCCAACAAAGAGGACAGCCAUAUUACCAGCUCAUAAAGUCCUGUCAAACAAAAAAAGCAAAGCCAUCAUUGCAAUGGCAAGUGUCCAAACACCGCAGGAGGCACCCAAACUGACUGCACUGUCUCUUGUUCACCCUUUCAACUCCCCACAACGUCAAGGCAGUAGGAUGCAGCAUGGUGUGAAGGAAAUUCGUUCCAACAUUACAAUGGUGAAAUCCCACCAACAACCACCACAGGUGGAUGAGCACCCCUGCAGUCAGAGUGGAAGGGUGAGGGGACCAGUGACCCGCAGUCUACAGCAGAUUGUCGUCACAGAUUCAGCAAAGGAAGAACAGCUGACCAGUCAGGAGCCACCAGGGGAUCUGCAGGAUCCUUCAAUUUGAGAUUCAUCCAAUGGACUGCUUCAGACAGUGGAAAGUUGAGGAUCAUGAUACAUUUGUGGAGGCUUAAUGAAAUAAAUACAAAUGCAAGAAGAGAUGGCGAAUGCAGCAGUGGGUAGGUGCAAUCGGACAAUGUAUGGAGGCUUUCAGAGAACAUGUUUGUUGUGCAUUUCUUGUCCUUUUCAAAGAAUGUUUGGACAAGCUGUGCACUUUGAGAAACUUUACCUGUGAUGGGCACGUGCAUCACAGAAUAAGUCAUCUUGAUGAUUAUCUGAAAAAAAUACUUAAUUUAAAAAGUCCAUCCCUAUGAAUAACUAGUGCGGUUUGCAAGUGGCAAUCAUAGGGGCAUGCAGUUAUCACAUUUUUUUCAGUUAGCUAAAUGUGUACUGUUAUGUGGCCUUUUUAUUUGGAACCUAAAUGCAUGCUACCAGUUUAUUGUAGUACUAGAUUGCCCCUUUCUCACUCAGUCUGUCCAAUUUCAAACCACACUUUUUAGGUUUGAAUGAUCAUCAACAAGUGAAACUCUGGAUCUCUUAAAAGGAUAGUUUUCCAAAUGUUUAACGUAAUCGUAAUAAUUGUCAUACCUCGAGGAGUUAUGUGGCUGUCUUAGAAUUUUAAUACAAGCUCCAAGGAAAGCCCUGAGAGGUAAACAAUGCAUGGAAUGUGAGUAUAAAAACCUAGAGCUGGGCGAUAUUUGAUUAAUUGGAAUGUAUGUCUAGCGCGAUAUUCCAAAUGCCUGUAUCUCAUGAAUCCAUUUUUUGUUUUUAUAUAUUGUUUUAUGAGCGUUUGUCUGAUGUUUCUCAUGUUGUACCUUCGCAUUUACACACACCAAGCCCAGCCCCCUGGCACUCACAACGACAAAGAUGAGAGAUCACCUCUUCUUCUCUGACAGUGGUUUCAACUGUCAUUUGCAUUUUAGGUUUGGUCUGACAAUCUGUCAUAUGGAAACCAAAACACAUAAAAAGGUUAAUUUCCUCUAUUAUAGUAAAGUAAUGUUUCUAAUGGGGACCUCCUGGAGGUUAGGGGGCCACAGAUAGCAUAUGAACACUCAUAAAUAAUGGCAGGAAAUUUGCUUUAACGGUUGACUUUGGGCGCGAUAAACGGUCCAACUUAUUGUCAAACAGAAAUGGGGUGUGCAUUGGGUGGUUAAUCAAUGUCAUUCUGAUCAUGCGCGGCGUGACCGACGUAGCUAGUUUGUUAGCCACUUCUAGCUCGCCAGUAACUCCUCCAGUAUGUGUUGACGUCAUUUCACACAAUUUGUUUUUGGACGGAAGCUGUAGAGAUUGGUAAGAAAUGGAACUUCAAAAGCCAAAUGUCUUAUUCAUCAGUAUAUUUUUUUUUUACGCAUUACACGACCUUGGAAUUAUGGUGCAUUGUUAUGGUGCAUCAGUUAUACAGCUUAAAGCUGUUAUUUUAGAGUUUUUGUCCAAAGUCUACCUUUUUUAAAGUAGCUGUCCAGUGUUUCCAGAUGUCUAUGAAAUAUGAUCUAUAUUUAAUUACAAUACGAGUUAAAUAUUUUUUUAUUAUAUUUUUUAAUUAUGUUAAAAAGCAGCUGGGUGUAUACCAGUAAUUAAAAUUAUUCAUGCAAGUAGACCGCUGAUUGGCCAGCUCAUCCUCCUCAGGAAGAUGACAUCAUCCUCGUUGAGGAAAUGGCAAGUUAAAAAAAAUAUUUUAAUGGUCUGUUUGAGAUGCUUAUAUCUCAAACAGACGUGGACCCCCGUCUACUGUUCGUCGUGGACUUGUCAUUGAGAGAUUGUUUAUGAGAUCUGUGUUAAUAAUUUUCUUUAAUGCCUCGUACAGAAGUUGCUCAUUAUUAGUGAAUGGGCAUUAUGCAUGGUUCUGGUUACAUUUUUAACAAAAGACUUGAAAACCAGAUCAGUGAUUAUUGCAGAAAAGCAAUUUAAAUAAUGACAUUAUUAGUGGGUCUUUUGGUUGUGGAUUAUAUUUACUCCAGGUAUAAUUUCACAAGCCAUGCAUUCUUUCGAUUAUUGCUGCUGUUUUAAAUGCACGGUAUUUUACCUUUAAUUGUACAACAAAGCUUAUUGAGAUAACUUUUUUUUUAAUGACGUAUAUCGUGAUUCGAAGCUCUGUUUGAAUUUUUUUUUGAUUUUUGGGGGGCCUUAUCGCCAAGCCCUAUAAAAACCUAGACUAAAAAGUUAUGUUCUGAAAUCUUUCAUUCAAUGUCAAACACGGAUAUUCGCUAUUGAUAUUGUUACACUAUAACUUGAAUUGAAUUAUGUGAACUAUUUUAGGCAAGGCUUCAUACUCACAUUACAUGCAAUGCUUAGUUCACAGGGAUUUCCAUAUAGCUUGUAUGCAAAUUCAAAGACAGUUAUAACUCAUCGUGAGCUAAGAAAACAAUUAACAUUGCAAAACCCCUGUGGUGCUGUUUCGCCCAAUGCGGAUCUCCACUUUAAAAGUGAAUUCUGUAAGUAAUUAAACAUCUUGAAGGCCCUUAAAGCUAGAGUCUGGGAUUGAUAUAUCCAUAAAUUAAUUAUAUACAGACCAUGAUUUUUGAAGAAUAUAACUUCUACAUACCUGCGUUAGCGUAUGGCAUUAACUGCCUUGUUUGUUUGUUUUUACCUUUAUUUAACUAGGCAAGUCAGUUAAGAAUAAAUUCUUAUUUUCAAUGACGGCCUAGGAACAGUGGGUUAACUGCCUGUUCAGGGGCAGAACGACAGAUUUUUACCUUGUCAGCUCGGGGGUUUGAACUUGCAACCUACCGGUUACUAGUCCAACGCUCUAGCCACUAGGCUACGCUUACCCAAUCAUAGUCCAAAAUAUAAGCUUGGAAUUGUAAACAAAAAAGCAUCACAAACAAAUUAACUAAUGUGGUUGUCAUGGACCGUCAGUCCUUGCAUUUAGAUCAGUGUGUAUAAAUUUGAGAGGGCUACAUUUCCCUAGCCCCAUCCCUCCGCUGUAUACUAAAUUAGGAGGCAGGGCGGCUGUUUUGUUUUUUUGACAGUAGAUUUCAAAAACCAAAUGGCAGCCCUGCCACUUGUUUAGGCACUUCCUGUUCAGCCAGCAGACUAUGUGAACAAUGGAGAGGUUGUUAUGACCAGUUAAGCUAAACAGCCAUAAUCAAGGAGUUUUUGCACAUUUUUAUAUACAAUUAGGUCAAUUUAGGCACAUUUUUCAAUCCCAUGCAGACCUGCAGAAACCUAAUUGUGGAUUACGGAAGAUAUAUUACGCUGCACAAAGCCAAAUCCUUUAAUAUUUUGAAGCAAUUCAUUGUUACGUUUUUGUUGGUAAACAAUUGAGUAAUAAAGGCAUAUUUUGAGCUGUGGUAGACAGCUGUGCUAAGCUUGUAAAGCAUUUCUACUGCAAGUUCUAUUCUUCAAUUAUUAAAUAUAUAUAUGGUGUACCAGUCAAAAGUUUGGAGACCUACUCAUUCAAGAGUUUUUCUUUAUUUUUACUAUUUUAUACAUUGUAGAAUAGUAGUGAACACAUCAAACUAUGAAAUAACACAUUUGGAACCAAAAAAUGAAUCUAAAUAUAUUUCUAAUUUGGACUGGGUCUUUUACCAAAUAGUGCUAUCUUCUGUAUUCCACCCCUACCUUGUUACAACACAACUGAUUGGCUCAAACACAUUAAGAAGGAAAGAAAUUCCACAAAACUUAUAACAAGGCACACCCGCUAAUUGAAAUGCAUUCCAGGUGACUACCUCAUGAAGCUGGUUGAGAGAAUGCCCAGAGUGCAAAGGUGUCAUCAAGGCAAAGGGUGGCUACUUUUGAAGAAUCACUUUUUGGAUUACUAAGUGAUUCCAUAUGUGGUGUUUCAUAGUGUUGAUGUCUUUACUAUUAUUCUACAAUGUAGAAAAUGGCACACAAAAAACAACAACCCUGGAAUGAGUAGUCCAAAUGUUUGACUGUAUAGAUAUCAAUAAUUGAAAUUACAAUAGAACAGAUCCCAGACUACUUUAAUUCCAUGAAAAAAAUAGUUAAUUUUAACUGAUGAACAUCUGGCACUUUUAAUGUUUUUACAAGCAAUGGCUUAACCAGUUUAAUUUAUUGGACUUCUUGUUCUUGGAAGGUGAAAAGGUUAACAAUGGAACAAUAUUUAUGCAUGUGGAGAUGGUUUCAUAUUAUGUUAAGACAAUUGGUAAUUGAUCAAUUGUAUUCUUCAAAUAUCAAGCAUUACAUCCCAGUAACAAUUGUUAACGACUAGUGGAAUAUUUUUGCAUAUUUUAUGUGGUCGUCCUAUUUAUUAGUUAAAGCUAGAAUCCUUAAGGGUGAAGCUGUCCCGUUCAUGUACAAUAUUACAACAACAAAGAAGUUACUGCAAACAACAACACUGUAUUUUUUCCCCCUUGAUACACUCCCCACCUCUGCUUCGGCGACAUAAGCAAUAACAACGGCUGUGGGGCGGACAGUGACACUUCCAUCUUUAAAGGGAAUCAGUUAUUUAGAGAUGUUUUAGGAAAAAUGUUAUGUAAUGAGUUUAAUUUAAUGGAUUAUGGGAGACAAGAAACCUGCACUAGGAACCUACAGUAAAUGGGGCUUAAAUUAAUUUCAAUUUCUCGACAGUAAUUAUAAAUUGUCUCCUAUUAUCCCCUUUUCUAAUGACUGAAAUGUUCUGGCUAUGCCAUGAGAAUUUAAAAAGACUUCAUUUUUUCUUGUUGAUGACGUUUCACUUUUCAGUUGGUAAUUGGGUGCAAGUGAAGAUUUAAGCACUUGAGAUUUGGAAAGGGGGAAAAAAUGUUUUAAAUUAUUUUAUUACACAAUUUCAUCCCAAAUUAAAAAGCACAACAAUUUGUUUUUUUCGUCCUUCACUCCUAUCAAUAUUAAAACAACAAAGGCAAAUAAAAGUGCUUUUCAGGUUGUUCUUCAUAUGUUUUGCUUGCUUUCACAUAGUUUAAGAGACGAGUAAAAGUAUGUUAUAAUGGGAACCUUCUUUGCAUACACACUGCCCCAUCGAUAACUUGCUGCUGUUGAGGUCAUAAAAAAAUGUGCGAGGUGCGUAAGUUCAUGGAAAAUAUUGAAAUGGCCCAUAUUAAAGCUACAUUCUGGGAUUUGUUUUACAGCAAAACUGCAGCCCGUCACUUGUCUUGGUAUACAGCUGAGGAAUGGGGCUGGUGAAUUGUAACCCCUCUCAAAUUCAUAGACAAAUAAACACCUGUAGGCUAUAGGAGCAAUAUCAAACUUUAGUUUGCUAGAGGCAUUAGUCAUCGAAUGGGCAGUGUACCAUUAUUGAAUUCUGUCUUACAGAUAUAGUUUACAGUAUCUUCUGUUAAUGUUUAUCUAUCUUGCUCUUGAAUGAAGAGGGUUUUGGGGAUGUUUUAAUUACUGGAGAAAUGUGGUUCUUUUAUUUCAUUCAAUCCAUUCACCUGCCAUUGGGGUGUAUAAGCAGUUUUCUGUGUUUUUAGGUUAAUACAAAACAUUAACAGGUCAUUGUCUAUUUGUUAAGAUGUUACCUACUGGCAACUUGUGUAAUUCAUAGAAUGAACCUGUGUCUUGAUUGAUAAUAUACAUGUGGCAAAAGUUUGAUUAAUAUACUUGGAAGAAUAAUCAAAAUAGCUUCUAAACUUAAAUAGAUAACAUGCAUACUGUGUAUAGUAUACAUAUUGAAGUUUCACUGUUGGCUCACAAAAUGAAUCAGAGAAACAAGGGUAACCAAAACAGGGUAUGUUUUGUUUUAGAAUUGGGAUAAAUGUUUGUAAAACAGUAUUCAUUGUUUGUUUUAAUCCUAGAAAGAUUGUUGUAACCUGGGAUUGGUGUAGUUUCCCCCGUUUCAUAGCAGACUGACUUGAGUGUCAGAUAUGUGGACAAUGUAAUAUAACUGUGAAAAGUGCUUGUAGCAUCUCAAAGUGUAAAAUAAGUCAUGUAUAUUUAUUAAUUUAAAUCAUGUAUCAACCUGAACGGUUCUUUUGUGUAUGAUUUACACUGUUGCAUACAUUUCUGAAAUGUAGUAUUUUUUUUAGUUGUGUUCAAAAUAAAUGGGGAAUGUUAAGUUAA